AUGGGUAAGAGAACUACAUCACCCCUCCAAAUAAAGUCCCCCAUUCACGGCAAUCUCGUUACGAUUCUGAGUAUUGAUGGAGGGGGAAUAAGAGGAAUCAUCCCCGGGAUUAUCCUCGCUUUCCUCGAAUCCGAACUUCAGGAACUAGAUGGUGAAGAUGCAAGGCUUGCAGAUUACUUUGACGUGAUUGCGGGCACGAGCACAGGGGGACUCAUUGCUGCCAUGUUAGCUGCAGAAAACAAAGACAAGCGCCCGCUGUUUGCUGCCAAAGACAUCAAGCCUUUCUACCUUGAGAAUUCUCCCAGAAUCUUUCCACAGAAGAGGGGAAUAGUUGGCGAGGUUGUGAAUCUAGUAAAAGCUGCAGUGGGAGCAAAAUAUGACGGGAAAUAUCUUCACGGGCUGUUAAGGCAUAUACUAGGGGAUGCAAGGCUGCAUCAGACCUUAACAAAUCUGGUCAUCCCAACCUUUGACAUCAAGCACCUACAGCCUAUAAUCUUUAGCACUUACGAGGCAGCGGUCAAUCCAUUGGUAGAUGCUCGCCUAUCAGAUAUAUGCAUAGGCACAUCAGCAGCACCCACUUAUCUUCCUGCCCAUUUCUUCGAAAAUCAAGACCAACAUGGAAACUUCAAGCAAUUCAAUCUUAUUGAUGGCGGAGUUGCUGCUAAUAAUCCGACAUUAGUUGCCAUUACGGAAGUAACCAAACAGCCGUUCAAGAAUAACCCAGAUUUCUUCCCAAUGAAGCCAAUGGAUUAUCAUCGUUUCCUAGUAAUCUCCAUAGGGACGGGCUCGUCAAAGAAGGAUCUCAAGUAUAGUGCCAAAGUGGCAGCGAAAUGGGGAUUCUUGGGCUGGCUGUACAACGAUCAUUCCACGCCAUUGAUAGAUGUUUUCACCCAAUCAAGUGCUGAAAUGGUGGACUACCACAACAGUGUUGUUUUUAAAGCUCUUCGUUCUGAGGAUAAUUACUUAAGAAUCAAUGAUGACACAUUAAGUGGGACACUGGCUUCAGUGGAUGUAGCCACAGAGGAGAAUCUGGAGAACCUUGUAAAGGUGGGCGAGAGGCUGCUAAACAAACCAGUUUCGAGGGUGAAUUUUGAGACGGACCAUUAUGAACCAGUUGAGAAUGGAGGCACCAAUGCAGAAGCACUGAGAAAGUUUGCGAAGCUGCUUUCUGCUGAAAAGAGACACAGGGAAGUGAAGUCCCUGCAGCUCGGUGAUGGUUCUAGCUAA
Messenger RNA from Malania oleifera, 1227 nucleotides. RefSeq names its product patatin-like protein 1. NCBI's taxonomy places the organism in Eukaryota, Viridiplantae, Streptophyta, Magnoliopsida, Santalales, Ximeniaceae. Bases 1 to 1227 code for a protein of 408 amino acids. Gene Ontology annotation, biological process: lipid metabolic process. The record is from RefSeq and is a predicted model, not a curated record. Gene Ontology annotation, molecular function: monoacylglycerol lipase activity; glycerophospholipase activity. The transcript is spliced from 7 exons.